AUGAUAAUUUAAGAAAGGGUAAACAAGUAAAAAAGAAUAAAAUCUACUUUGGCCUUGACAUACAUGAAUAAUAUAUUCAAUGAAAGGUUGAGCAAUCCAGAAAUGAAACUACAGAAGGAUCAAUUCAAUUACUUUUUAAUGGUUUAGUCUAAGAGUAUAUUUUUUAAAGUAUGAUAUAGGUUAUUAUUUAUAAUGA
Paramecium octaurelia is the source of this 196-nucleotide messenger RNA. The record is from the annotation of a GenBank genome assembly. Lineage: Eukaryota; Ciliophora; Oligohymenophorea; Peniculida; Parameciidae.